This is a messenger RNA of Menidia menidia (Atlantic silverside), 5064 nucleotides long. Lineage: Eukaryota; Metazoa; Chordata; Actinopteri; Atheriniformes; Atherinopsidae. The record is from the annotation of a GenBank genome assembly.
CUGGACUACGUAGAGCCUGAGCCAGAGAGGAAGCUGAUUAUUCCCAAAGGAACAUACAAAGCCAAAGAGAUCGCCCCUCCCGAGUUGGAGCCCCUCCACAUGAGGUAUGGCCAGGAGCAGUGGGAGGAGGGAGACCUUUACGACAAGGAGAAGCAGCAGAAGCCGCUGUUCAAGAAGAAGCUGACCUCUGUGCGCAUGAAGCGCUUCGGCCCGACCCACUUUGAGUGCAGACUGACCCCCAUCGGAGACCCCACCAUGGUGGUGGAGUGGCUCCACGACGGCAAACCUCUGGCUGCUGCCAACCGGCUGAGGAUGGUGAACGAGUUCGGCUACUGCAGCCUGGACUACGAAGUGGCCUACGCCCGGGACAGUGGCGUCAUCACCUGCAGAGCCUCCAACAACUUUGGGGUGGACCAGACCUCGGCCACGCUCAUCGUCAAGGACGAGAAGGGCCUGGUGGAGGAGUCCCAGCUCCCUGAGGGCCGCAGGGGGGCGCACCGGAUGGACGAGAUCGAGCGCAUCGCCCACGAGGGCGGACCCGCCGGAGUCACGGCUGACGAAGACUCAGAGAAGACCAAACCUGAGAUCGUCCUCCUGCCCGAACCAGUCAACGUUAUGGAGGGAGACAUCGCCCGAUUCCGCUGCAGAGUGACCGGAUAUCCGGCUCCAAAGGUCAACUGGUACCUCAACGGGCAGCUCAUCCGAAAGAGCAAGAGAUACAGACUCCGGUACGAUGGCAUCUACUACCUGGAGAUCACAGACAUCAAGUCCUACGAUUCCGGCGAGGUCAGGGUGGUGGCGGACAAUAAUCUGGGUUCAGCUGAGCACACUGUGAAGCUGGAGAUCCAACAGAAAGAAGACUUCAGAACUCAUCUGCGCCGAGCACCUGAAGCUAAGGCUGCCGAGGCUGCACAUGACUCUGGAAAAACUCAGUUUGAGGUGGUGAAGGCUGAGAAAUCCACAGAGGAGUCUCAGGUCAAGGAGGUGGUAAAGCUUAAAAAGGCCCAGAGGAUCGUUCACGAGAAAUCCACUGAAGAAUCGGCGGAACUGAGGACCAAAUUCAAGCGCCGGACGGAGGAAGGCUACUAUGAGUCCAUCACUGCUGUGGAGCUGAAGUCUCGUAAGAGGGACGACUCCUACGAGGACCUGCUGAAGAAGACCAAGGAGGAGCUGCUUCACCAUGCCAAGAUGAAGGAGGAGGCCGAGAGAAAGAAAGAGGAGGAGAGGCAGAAAGUCACUGCAAAAUCUCUAAAACCAGAGAGGGUUAAGCUGUCCGCAAGCAUGGAAGCUCCAAAGAUCCUGGAGCGCAUCACCAGCCAGACCGUCUCACCGAUGGACGAGGUCCGGUUCAGGUGCAGGGUGGUCGGCCGGCCAGAUCCCGAGUGCCUGUGGUUCAAGAACGGCGUUCAGCUGGAGAAGACGGAGCGCGUCUACUGGUACUGGCCGGAGGACCACGUGUGUGAGCUGGUGAUCAGAGACGUGACGGCCGAGGACUCGGCCAGCAUCAUGGUGAAAGCCACCAACACUGCCGGAGAGACUUCCAGCCACACUUUCCUGCUGGUGCAAGCCAAGCAAGUCAUCACCUUCACACAGAAGCUGGAGGACGUUAAAGCCAAUGAGAAGGACACCAUGGCUACCUUUGAGUGUGAAACCAACGAGCCUUUCGUUAAGGUCAAAUGGAUGAAGAACAACUCUGAGAUCUUUUCAGGAGACAAAUACAGGAUGCACUCUGACAGGAAGGUCCACUUCCUGUCCGUGCUGGUGAUUAGCAUGAAGGACGACGCAGAGUACUCCUGCGUUUCUGUGGAGGACGAGGACGUCAGGACAUCUGCCAAGCUCAGUGUUGAAGGAGCCCCACUGGAGAUCCUGAAGCAGCUCGAGAACGCCGAGGUGCCGGAGACAUAUUCUGGAGAGUUUGAGUGUGUGGUAUCUCGUGAGGAUGCAGAAGGCAGCUGGUUCUUUGGAGAAAAGCUGCUCUCCCCCAGCAGUAAAUACGUAAUGUCCUCCCGCCGUGGACGGCACUCUCUGUCUGUGAAAGAUGUCAAGAAGGAGGACCAGGGGAAAUAUUCCUUCACAGUGGGCGAAUUCAAGUCAACUGCUUCACUGAAGAUGAAGCUGCGACCUUUGACCCUGAUGCAGCCUUUGACCGACCAGACGGUCUGUGAGGGGGAUAUCGCUCAGCUGGAGGUCAAGUUCUCCCAGGAGAACGUUGAAGGAACCUGGAUGAAGAACGGAAAACCAAUCGAAGCAUCUGACCGUGUGCACGUUGUGAUUGACAAGCAAAUUUACAAACUUCUGAUUGAAGAUACGCACAAGGAUGACUUCGGAACGUACUCUUUUGUGGUUCCUGCGCAUGAGAUCUCAACCUCUGCCAAGCUGGUCAUCCAGACUAUCGGGAUUCUGAUCCCACUGAAGGACACCACGGCCGUUGAAGGCACCAAGGCUGUUCUAGAAGCCAAGAUCUCUGCUCAGGACGUCAGUUCUGUAAAAUGGUACCACAACGAGAAGCUGCUGAUGCCCAGCGAGCGAAUCAACAUGGUGGCAAAGGGCGCCAAGCAGCGCCUGGUCUUCACCAGGACGUGUGCUUCCGAUGAAGGGCAGUACAAACUGGUGGUUGGCCGAGUUGACACCAGCUGCAGAUUUACUGUCCAGCCUGUCCAGAUUGUGAAGCCAAUGAAGGACAAAGAGUGCUCGGAGUCUGAGAAUGUCACGUUUGAAGUUGAGGUUUCUCACCCUGGCAUUGACCCCUUCUGGACCUUCAAGAGUCAGCCGCUCAAAGCCAGUCCCAAACAUAAGAUCGAGUCCAAGAAUAAGCACCACGUCCUGACAGUGAUGAACGCCAUGAAGGAUGAGGAGGGCCAGUACAUGUUUGCCGCUGGAGAGAAGACAUGCAGCGCCACGCUCACCGUGAAAGGUGGCGCCAUCACAAAGCCCCUGCAGGACUUGGUGGUAGCCGACUCCCAAACGGCAGUGCUGGAGUGUAAAGUGGCCAAUCCCAGUGCGGAAGGGAAGUGGUUGAAAGACGGCCAGCCAGUCGACUUCAGCGAGAACGUGCUGAGCGAGGUGAACGGUGCCGUCAGACGUCUGGUGAUCCUCAUCACCAAAGCCACCGACAUUGGAGAAUACACCUACCAGGUUGCUACCUCAAAGACCUCAGCCAACCUGAAAGUUGAGGCCGUGAAGAUCAAGAAGACCCUGAAGAACGUGAAUGUGGUGGAGACUCAGGAGGCUGUUCUCAGCCUGGAGCUGACCCAUGAGAACGUGAGGGGGGUGCAGUGGAUCAAGAAUGGCGUGGAGAUCCAGUCCAGUGACAAAUAUGAAAUCACCAUAGAGGGCAUGGUCCACACACUGAAAAUCAAGAAGUGCACCACUCAGGAUGAGUCCGUGUAUUCAUUCAAACUGGGAAAGCUGUCCGCCAGCGCCAGGCUGAAUGUUGAGACCAUCAAGAUCCUGAAGAAGCCCAAGGACGUCACCUCCCUGCUGGGCGCCACCGCCAUCUUUGAGGUCGGCGUCUCGGAGGACGACGUCCCGGUGAAGUGGAUGUUCAAGAACAAGGAGCUGAGGACAGACGAGCACUACAAGCUGCUGUCGGAGAAGAGGACCCAUAAGCUCGUGGUCCAGGACGUGGACGGCAGCAAGGAGGGCGAGUACACCGCGGUCAUCGGACACCUGAAGUGCAGCGCCCGCCUCACCGUCGAGGCCAUUCUGAUCACGACGAUGCUGCAGAACCUGAACGCUCAGGAGAAAGACACCAUCACCUUCGAGGUCACCGUCAACUACGAGGGAAUCUCCUACAAAUGGCUGAAGAACGGGGUGGAGAUCAAGUCCACGGACCGAUGCCAGGCCCGCUGCAAACAACUGACCCACACUCUGAGCAUCAGGAACGUCCAUUUUGGAGAUAGCGCUGAGUACGCCUUCAAGGCCGGAUCCGCCGUGACCAAAGCCAAGCUGCACGUGGAAGCCCGCGUGGUGGAGUUCACCAAACACCUGAAGGACCUGAAGAUCACGGAGAAGAAGAGAGCCACUUUCGAGUGCGAGGUGUCGGAGCCCAACGUGCAGGUGAUGUGGAUGAAGGACGGCCAGGAGCUGGAGAUGUCCGACAGGUACAAGACGAGCUCGGAUAAGUUUGUGCACCGGCUGGUCCUGGCGUCGGUGCGGCUGUCGGACGCGGGCGAGUUCACGGUGGUGGCCGGGUCCAGCACCUCCAGGGCCCAGCUGGCCGUGGAGGGCCGGGACAAGCACCGCGCCACCUUCGAGUUCGAGGUGAGCGAGGAGGAGGUGGAGGGCCGCUGGCUGCGGAACGGCGUGGAGCUGCAGUUCUCUGCGGAGGAGCGCUUCAGCUACGUCUGCAUCCGCAAGCUGCACCGCCUCACCAUCGCCGAGACCUACCGCAGCGACGCCGGCGAGUACGCCUUCAUCGCCGGGAAGAACCGCAGCACCAUGCAGCUGCACGUCAGACAGGAAUAUGAAGUAUACAUGAAGAAACAGGAAGUGACCUUUAAGACUGAAAUGACAGCCAUGGUACCAGAGCCCACAGUGGGAGACAUCCCCCCUGUCACCGUGACGACCAUGGAGCAGAUGACCACCACCAUCAUCUCUGGACAGGAGUUCCACCUGUCCACCAUCGAGCUAAGGAUCAUCCAGGAGAUUGAAUUCAGCAUCAUGCAGUUCAGCUACAGAGAGCUGGUGGUGGAGGACGGGGAGAUGCUGGUGACGGUCGCAGAGGAGGAGGCGGUUCAACCCGCGUUCGACACUCCCGUCAAAAACUACAGGAUCAGGGAUGGGAUGGGCGUCACCUUCCACUGCAGGAUGGCCGGACACCCUCUGCCCAAGAUCGUCUGGUUCAAAGACGGCCAGCGCAUCAGGCAAAGCGACAGGUACCAGAUGGAGGUCCUGCAGGACGGGCGGGCCAGCCUGCGGCUGCCCGUGGUUCUGCCCGAGGACGAGGGCGUGUACACCGCCUUCGCCUCCAACAUGAAGGGGAACGCUGUGAGCUCCGGGAAGCUCGGACGGAGGCCUCAGAGGCCUGAGGACGCUCUUCCCAAGAACCCAAAGGCUGGUUAA